GACAUCUUAAGAAUAUCGUUUAUUGAGAACUUGUGACGCAACAAAAUUAUGAAGAAAAAUGCAAAUUAAGUCGCUAAAAUGUUCAUUCUUACUCGUGUUUUGCUUGCAAUUCCCUCCGUCGGACGCAUCUCGGGACAAUCUAGAAAAACGGGCCCAUCUUGUGAGACAAUCGAACGAUAAUCUUCUUCUCGAACCGGCUUGGGAUCGAAAUGUUUCCUUGCGAUUGAUGGGUGAAUCCGCUACCGUGACAAUCAAUGAUGUAGACAUGAUGACGGUGCUUCGGCGGCGCCAAAGGAUUAUUGCCGAUCGCCAAGCGGCUCGAAGGGAGCCCCUGCAAGUGGAGGCCGUUAGGGAUAUGUUCCAGGAUGUGGAGCGUAAAAUGACGAGGAUUCAACGAAGGAUCUUCAGUGCGAGAAACUCUACGAAAAGAAGUGGGCUCAAUCAACGCAUCCUGCGCUGGCAAUUGCAGCGCGUGGAACGCGUCAGGGGAAUACUGCAGACCCUCGAGGGAAACCUGGCCAGAAACGAGUGCUUAUCCGAUCCGUGCAAAAACGGUGGAACUUGCCACGAUGCCUACAAGGGAUUCCAGUGCGAGUGCCCAGCGGGCUGGCAAGGAGAAUCUUGUGAAGACGACGUAAACGAGUGUUUCACCUUGGCCGGGACAGAUCUCGAUGGGUGUCUAAACCAUGGCCAGUGCAUUAACACUCCAGGAAGUUACCGGUGCGUUUGCCGCAAUGGAUUCACUGGCACCCACUGUCGUCUUCGUCACAACAAUUGUCUGUUCGGCGGCUCCCGGGAGCUCUGCGGCGAACAUGGCACCUGCAUCCAGGCGGCCAAUUCCGCUGGCUAUGUGUGCAUCUGCGAUCAGGGAUGGACUUGGGCAGAUGCCAAUGUGACCACCGCCAGCCCAAGUGCCUGCUCCCGCGACGUCGAUGAGUGUGAGCCGCGCGUGAAUCCUUGCCAUGCUGAGUGCAUUAAUCUGCCGGGGAGUUUUCGAUGCGGAGCCUGUCCAACGGGAUACACGGGUGAUGGGCGCUUCUGCCGCGAUAUAGACGAAUGUGCCACCGAGGAUAAUGGCGGCUGUAGCCUCCAGCCACGGGUAACCUGCACCAACACAGAGGGCUCACAUCGCUGUGGCCGAUGUCCAGCCGGUUGGACGGGCGAUGGACGAACAUGCACAGCAUCGGACUCUAACUCGUGCAACAAUGAGGGGAUUUGCCAUCCGCUGGCCAAGUGCGAGUAUGUAUCCGACAUGGUGGUGUGCACAUGCCCAUUGGGCAGCUUUGGACAUGGCUAUGGCGUUGAUGGAUGCACCGCGGACUCCAGUCGACUGCCCUGCGACCAGCAUCCUUGCCAGAACAACGGCACCUGCGUCCAGAACGGAAGGGGAACCACGUGCAUAUGCCAGCCUGGCUAUACUGGCGUUGUGUGCAGCUCGUCGGAUGCGUGCCACCCAAGUCCCUGCCUAAAUGGUGGAACAUGCCGCCUAUUACCGGAUGCCAAGUACCAAUGCGUUUGCCCACACGGCUAUACCGGCACCACCUGCUCCCAUCAGCGAUUCUUUUGCGGUGUCACGAUACGUGGACAAUCGGGCCAGUUGCAUUACCCACCCAACACAGCUGAUGGCAAUUAUCAGGCCGACGAGCGCUGUCCUAUCAUCAUACGCACAAAUCGAAACCUGGUGCUCAACCUGACCUUCACCCAGUUCGAACUGCAGGACAGUGCCGACUGCUCUGCCGAUUUUCUGCAGCUGCACGAUGGCAACUCCCUGACCUCGCGUUUGAUUGGUCGAUUCUGUGGCUCUCGUUUGCCCAUGACAAAUGGCAGCGUUAUCACCACUCAGGAGCAGGUCUUUUUCUGGUUCCGCUCUGACAACGAGACCCAAGGCAAGGGCUUCCAUGUCAUCUGGAAUUCCUUGCCCUUCUCCUGCGGCGAAACUAUUUCUCUGACAUCGACACAGACCGGCGUGGUGCGAUCUCCGGGCUAUCCUGGUCAGGCCCGACCGGAACUCGACUGUCGCUGGGAACUGACGGCGCCGUUUGGCUACCGGCUGGUCCUUCGGUUCUACGACAUAUCGCUGGGCAGCAGCGAAUCAUCUGCCGGGAACUGCAGCCAGGACUCACUCAUUGUCUACGACUCCGAUCGCCAGUUGCUGCGCGCCUGUCAGUCUAUUCAGCCGCUGCCGCUGUAUAGCUCCUCAAAUAGCCUGCGCCUGGACUUUCACACGGAUGCCAUACGUUCGGAUAGCUCCUUUCAGAUGCACUAUGAAGUGGUGCCGGGCCAGCCCGGCUGUGGAGGAGUGUACACGGAGCCACGGGGUCGCAUCUCUGGUUACAUGAACUACGAGGUCUGCCUCUAUCUAAUCGAACAGCCACGAGGGACGCAAGUGAAGCUGGUGAUCGAUCGUGUUAUACUGUUGGAAUCGUUGAGCUGUCACUAUCUGAGCAUCGAGAUCUUUGACGGAAGAUCAACUGACGCGCCACUUUUACGGCGCAUCUGCGGAAGUCACGAGGAAAGUGAACUAGAGCCGAUAAUAUCCACUGGAAAUGUGAUUCUAGUGCGCUAUGAGUACGGCUUGAGUGGCGUGAGUCUGACUAAAAGUUUUGAUUUGACUUACACAAGAGUGUGCACUGGUAACUUCAACACCAAUUCCGGGAUAAUCAGUACUCCCAACUAUCCGGGUCCAUAUUUCGAUGACAUGACCUGUACUUACAACUUGACCGGACCACUGGAUACCGCUGUUCAAAUGAGAAUCACUGACCUAUCACUGGGCACUGCAAAUAAUGAAAAUGAAACAUCUUACUUGGACGUGUAUCUAUCGGCGGAUCAAAAGCGGCAUAUUGUUAAAUCAACGGAUAACCUCGUCCUGUUGUCACAUAGCAAUCGGGCUAGUCUGGUCUUCCACGGAUCCGGUGGAGGUCGUGGAAUGCGACUUGAAUACAAUUUUGUUCCUAAUCAGUGCGGCGGAUUUCUUAACGAGCCCGGCAGGCGAUUUAUGAAAGGCGUUCGGGGUACAUUUUGUCAGUGGUUCAUUGACUUUCCCGGAAGGAAAAAUAUCACUAUUUAUGCACUGGGGACAUCUGGAAGUAUAUCCAUAUAUGAUAAUAGCACAAGUCCAGGAAAAUUAAUAAAUAGUUAUUCUGGGAAUGUGGCUGACGUUUUCGAUGUAGAUCUAUUGACGAUAAACGUACUUAAAAAUUCGCCCGUGCUCCAACUUUAUGUAAUUCAAUUUGACAUUGCCGAACAAGAUAGUUGUGGAGGAACCUUCACAGGCCGCUUUGGCUACAUCAAAUCACCAAAUUGGCCGAAGAACUAUGGGGAAUUUCAAACGUGUGAGUGGAUCUUAAGAGCACCCUUUGGCCACCGCAUAGAGUUGGUGGUGCACAAUUUUACGCUGGAGGGAGGGUAUAGUUCCACUGGAUGCUGGACAGACUGGCUGGAAAUAAGGAAUGGAGACUCUGAAUCAUCACCGCUGAUCGGACGUUAUUGCGGCACUGCGAUUCCGAGCAGGCUUCCCUCAUUCGGAAAUGUGUUGCACCUUAAGUUCAAGUCAGAUGGCACCAUGGAGGAGAAGGGAUUCCGUUUAAGCUGGCAGCAGAUCGGAGCCGGAUGCGGCGGCAAGCUGACCUCAUCCACGGGGACCAUUCAUUCUCCGCAUUUAUUGGCGGGAAAUCGUGGUAUCCUUGCUUGCGACUGGCAGAUCAUCGUUGCCGAGGGAUCCAGAGUAAGCCUGCAACUGUCUAGUAAUGACAAUCGUAUAUGUAGUGGUCAACUGACCUUAUACGAUGGACCCACCCCCGCCAGCAGUCCAAUAGUGAUGCGUUGCAACGGAACAAUUGCCCAACCGCUACAGUCGACCGGAAAUCGAGUACUUGUACGUUACGAUGUUGGCCAUGAUGCACCUGACGGCACCGACUUCAUGCUGGACUACCAAACAAACUGUCGAGUUCGGGUGGAGGGCCUUCAGGGAGCCAUUGAAACGCCCAAUUUCCCGGAGAACUAUCCGCCAGGCCUAGACUGCGAAUGGGAUAUUCGAGCUGGUGGGCGUAAGAAUCAUUUACAGCUCAUAUUCUCCCACCUGUCAGUCGAGGAAUUUUCCUCCAUUUGUGACAAUGACUAUGUGUCCCUUAUCGACAUGCUGGACGACCAAACGCUCAGCGAGCAGCAUCUGUGCACCAACGAUGGCUUGGACCCCAUCACCACCGUCGGGAAUCGAUUGCUUCUUCGCUUUAAGAGCGAUACUUCGGUGCAGAUGCAAGGCUUCCGGGCCGAGUACAAGCGCAUUGGAUGUGGAGAGCACCUUCGGGAAUCGGACGGAAGAUUUGAAUCGCCGAAUGCACCCUUCAGCGUGGACAUGGACUGUGUUUGGGUUAUCACAGCAUCGGAGGGCAAUCAGAUCCGGCUCCUACUCCAUGAAGUCUACUUCGAGGCGGCCCAGAUCGAGUGCCGCGAUGCGGAAUCUAGUCUCUCCGUAUCCGCACCCAGUGGAUACAACUCCUCAGUGGUACUGUUCCGAAGUUGUCACGAGGAGACGCAGACGCAAACCUUUACCUCGCCGGGAAAUGAGCUAGUGAUUCGCUUUGUGAGCAGCUCGGCACCGUCUAGGAAGUACUUUAAGGCCAGCUUUGACCAGGUGCCAGCCAGUUGUGGAGGAUACAUAAGCGCCAGUAGCGGUGUGCUGACCACCCCCGGAUUCCACAAUCGCCUGGACAGCACAAACGUGGCUAAUUACACAUCCAACAUUGAGUGCGUAUGGACUGUAGAGGUAACUAAUGGGUAUGGCAUUAGGCCGCAUUUUGAGCAAUUUAACCUUACGGAUUCAGGCAACUGCUCACAUAGUUUUGUGGAACUAACGAAACUGGAACCGGACAACAAGGAAAUAUUUCUGGAGAAGACCUGCGGCGAGGACUCGCCAAUGAUCCGAAUAGUUCACGGACAAAAGCUGCGAGUCCGUUUCAAAGCCCAGGCCGGAACCUGGGGCAGGUUCAUCAUGUAUUUUGAGCGCCAGUGUGGUGGACCGCUAUCCACUGGCGAGGGAUACUUUCAAUCCCGCCUGGACGAAGACUGCAGCUGGCUGGUUUCCUCACCGGAGGGCAGCAAACUGAGCCUUAGCAUUAAUCAGCUAGAGUGCCCUAAAUGCACUGCCGUUUCGCAAAAUUGCUCGGAGGGUCUGCAGCUGCUCAACGACGAUGACCAGGUCUUACUAUACCAAAUGUGUCGCGAUCAUCCAGCCAAUCUUAUAGUGCCCGCAAACAAUGUGCGUAUCCUGACCCACGGAAUAAGGCUGCAGGCGCAGUUUAGCACUUUUGAGAACUCAUGUGGCGGGAAUAUCACAUCAGCCCGCGGCAGCCUUAGUUCACCCAAUUAUCCGGACAGUUAUCCGGCCAACAUUGAGUGCGUGUGGUCCAUCGAGACACGUCCGGGAAAUGCCUUGGAAGUCACCUUUGAGGACAUGGACAUUGUUCGCUCCGAUCACUGCAACGAUGACUUCUUAGAGAUACGCUCUGGUGUCAAGGGUCCGCUACUUUCACUCUACUGCGAUAAGAAGCUACCAGAGACUCCCUUGGUGGUCCACUCUGAGUUAUGGAUCAAAUUCCGCAGCAGGCCAGGAAACACCGCUGGGGGCUUCCGUCUCCGAUGGACUUACGUGCACAACAACGAGAUUACUAGUGGCACCAAUGGAACAAUCGAGCCUCCUCCGCCGCUCUUCGUUAGGAACGAGGAUCAACCCUUCACCUGGCGCAUUUUUACGGACUACGGGAAGGUUUUUGCCUUGCAGUUUGAGGAAUAUAUUUCUGGCCUCUUACUCUUUGAUGGCUAUGAUGAUAACGCUUUGGCGGUCAAUAUCCCCGUCAGUCCAUGGAGGUUUACCUCCAGCAGCAAUGUGGUCUACUUAAAGACGGUGAAUGACGCACUAACUCAUUUUCAACUAAAGUGGGGCGUGCUGGACAGCUAUUUGGUGGAGAGUAAUCUCAGCUUAACCACCGCUGAUUGUAUAAAGGAGCUGACGUUAAACCAUCAUGGCGACAUUGAGAUAAGUUCGCCGGGAUAUCCACAAGGCUACACACCCAAUUUAAAUUGCGAAUGGACCAUAAAGCCACAGUUCCCUUCACAUCAUAUAUACGCCCAUUCAAUAAUUGUGGAUCUCGAGGACUAUCCCGCUUGUAGUGCCGAUUAUCUACGUAUCCAGAGUUCACGUGAUCUCAGCAAAUGGAACAACGAGCUGCACGCUUGCAAGACAUCACAGGUUGCCGCAGUUCACGGAACGCCAUAUCUAAGAUUACAGUUCCGUAGUGAUGUAUCCAUCAACGGCACUGGAUUCCGGGCGAAGCUACGUACCUCCUGUGGCUCCAAUAUGACCGGCAUCGUAGGCACCAUUCCGCAGGACAACCUCUUCGAUGAGUGUGCCUGGCACAUCGACGUCCGACCAGGACGGAAAAUCGACAUUGCAAUUAUUUAUAAUAAUAUGCCGCCAACAGCAAAGUGUGAGGCAUACGGUCUAAUCUACGAUGGUUUGGACGAACAUGCAUCUUUGCUGGGACAUAGCAGGUUUGGCAACCAACUGGGCAUUAGAACGACACUAUUCCGAACAAGCGGCUCGCACGCCUACAUAAAAUACCAUAUCGGCAGAUCAGGAAUAAACGGCCUUUGCCUGUGGAAUCUCACAUACCGAGAGUUUAACGAGUGCAAUGAGGAGAUUCAGUUGAACCAGCAGGCUCCUAACUACACGAUUAUGUCUCCGGGCUAUCCGUAUCUGCCGCAUCCCCGCGCGGAAUGCACGUGGCUGGUCAUGGCGCCGCCCGGUGAGACCAUUGCAGUCGAUUUUGAUGAGCAAUUCGAGUUGAGUGCCCGCCACUGCGACAAGGAAAAUGUGGAGUUCUUCGAUGGCGCCACCAAACUGGCCCGCCUUUUGCUCCGCACCUGUCGCAAGCCGCAGACCAGGGUGCGCACAACUGGCAAUCUGCUUCUCGUCCACUACCAAUCACAGCUCAAAGAACCUACUGGAGGUUUUCGGUUAAACCUAUCACUAAGCACAUGUGGUGGCCAGUUCAGUGCAUCGUCUGGGUUCAUCAGCUCGGAGAAUUAUCCUCAUUUGGGUGGCUAUCCCAAGCCGUCGGUGUGUGAGUAUAGCAUUCUCUUACCCAAGAACAUGUUCAUUCGGUUAAACAUCACCGAUCUCCACUUGCCCUACGAUGCAAAUGGAACAUCCUCAAGUAGCACCAGCGAUCGCCUGGAAAUUGUUGACUAUGAGGAUCGAACUCGAACACUAAUGGUGCUGGAUGGAAGAACAAAAAACUCCGUCCUCUUCACUCUAAACACAAAUGCGGCGACCAUUCGCUUCGUGGCCAUUAAAAAUGUGAACAAUUAUCGAGGCUUCAAGAUAAAAUACGAGCGAGAUGUGGGAACUUGCUCAAGGAAUAUAAAUGGAGCUUCAGGGGACAUCAUAAUUCCGCCAAUGCCGCAGUCGGCCUGGCUUCGAUUCUGCCGCUUGAGGAUCAGCGUGCCAAAGGGUCAACGGGUACGUCUGAAUCUUCUCAAUCUGGCUAAUAUUCGCGUUGUCAUGCGAAACGACACAAACCGAUCCUUCAGGCAAAUUGUUCGAUUGAAAAGUAUGGCGCACUUCUCCUUUUACAACGACGAUAACUCACUAUCCAAGAUCACCGAGUUCCGGAUCGAUGGUGGCUACAACGGCAGCGGGAUUAUUGAGUCCACCGACAACUUUAUGCUCGUCGUUGUCAUGACCAACCAGUUGGAUUUAAGUGCCACCCCGCUGAGAGCUCGGUACAGUUCCAGUGAACCAACAGUCUGCCCGCCGAAUAUCGGGGAUCAGGCCACGGGCUCGCUUUCCAUCCAAGGUCUCCUACAAGUGCCCGGCUACCAUUGCACCAUUCAAUUUGUGGGCACUGCCAGUGCAACGCUCACCUUCAAGGUGGAAGAGUAUCUAUUCCAAACAGCCGGCGGCCCAGCAGUUGUGUUCAGAGACGACAUUACGAAUAUUCCCGUCAAGGCGAUGUACGCUAAUGUGACCAAUAGUUUCGUCUCCGUGGUCACCUCAGCUGGAAGUGUAACGCUUCUGAAUGGCAAAAACGUCAAAUUGCGACGCUUCCGGUCCACAUACAGACGACACAAUUGCGGCGGACGUUUGCAGGCGGCUGAGGGAGUUACCAUCAAGUCACCGGAUCUGUUGACAACACUAAAUGAUGCUUACGGCGAAGUUGAGUGCCUCUGGACGCUGAGCAACAGCAACGGCUAUGUGCUGGAGGGCAAUGUAACACUAACGGAUCGGUGCGAUCGGGAGUACAUUGUGAUCUUUAACGGACAGUCGGAAGUGGGUCGCAUAUGCCGGGGUAUGGCCAUGAAUAGCACGCUCCUGGAGCGUUCGUUCUCCACGAUACUCUACCAUUCGGAGAGGCGACUCCCUCAGCAGAGUAAGUUCAUCCUCCAAGCAUGGAAAUCAGUCUCUUCUGGCAAUGUGGUUCGCAUUGACUACCGACCUUCGCCACCGGUGACGAUUAGUAGCAAGAAUUACUUGCAGAGCAAGCAACGCAUAUGGGAGUUUGUUACCAAUGAUGGUCUAUCUUUGAGGCUACAUUUCCUGGAUCGAAUCUUCAUUGUUAGCUCACCCAACUGCUCGACCGAUCGAUUGACGGUGGAGCGUUACGAUCGGACGACUGAAGAGUUUAUAGAGGUGACUAGCCUGUGCGGCAGGCAAACAGCUAACGAUAUUCUGGUGCCAUCCGAUCGGAUGCGAGUGAUAUUCCAAACGAACUCUAAUAUAACGGGCGAUGGUUUCAGUUUCCAAGUCUUUCCCAGCUGUGAUACCCUACUGUUGGUCGGAGCAGAGAUCCAAACCCUGGCCGGUCCCAGUUGGGACGCGUUCCGCGGACAGAAGUUCAAUUGCAGCUACACAUUCUUGGCGCCCGACGACCACCACCAAGUGGUGGUCAGUGUGAGGACCAGAGGACGUCCAUGGGCGUUGUAUGCCUGCAGCAGAUCCUACUUCGAGGCUUAUCGUCGCGGCAAUGGCGAUGGAGUUGUGGAGGAGAGCAUUGGCAAGCUUUGUCCCGAGUUCGAGGUGAAGGGCAAUGGCAGAGUUCGCUUGCAUUAUGUAUCUCAACUGUCGCGUUGGUUCGAGAUGCAAUACCAACUGAUACAAUGCGGUGGGAACUACAGCAAAUCCUUUACUCUGCGCCCGCCGCAGAAUGAGGAUUCUGGUGAAUAUGCCCACAACACGGUAUGCGAAUGGAGGGUCACCGCUCCUCCACAGCAUGCCGUCGUAAUAGAGUUCAAGUAUUUUGAUAUGGAGAUAUGUGGCUUCGACAGUCUAACCAUCUAUCGUGGCCAUGUGGCCAGCGAGGAGCAGAGAACGGACCUCCUAUGCGGCAAUGUGACCAAUCCUGCGACUAUCAUGGUGAAUAGCAAUGAAGCUCUCAUUGUCCUGUCCACGGACAGUUCGAACAGUUACCGGGGCUUCCUCGCCAGUGUGCGCUUCACCCCCAAUUGCAACGAGCAUGUGGCCUUAGAUCUGGAAGUACCUCGCAUGAGCGUGAUGCGACAAUACGCGGUCAAUAUUAGCGAACCACUGUUGUGCAUCUUCCAGGCCAGCGCUCCGCCGGAUUACCGCAUUUCUCUGGAGGUGCGCAAGCUGCAGCUAAACGAUAUCGUCUGCCGUACCUGCAGCUACUUGGAAAUCCACGACAGCAAUGAGGUCGAAGGCCAGAAUCUUGGCAGGUACUUUGGUGGCAUAAAUGGCAAUGAACCCUCGAAUAGGACAAAGGUGUUUAGUUCCUUUUGGGACAUGUCCUUCAAGUUGAGCGCAAAUACCAGACAGGCUCAGAGGAACAUCAGCUUUGAGCUAAUCCUGCAAAUGGAGCGCACUGUCUGCGGGCAAGGGGAGUACGACUUGGGGUUGAAUGAGACUAUUACGUUGGGUAUGCAGUAUGACAACAGCACGAGAUUCUACGAGGGCAGUAUACAGUGCCUCUGGAUAAUCAAGAACAAAGGAGAUGUGGAAUUAGAUUUCCGGAAGCUUCGCCUUAAGGAAAUAUCUCAGCGGACAGGCAAAUGCACGGACUACAUAAAACUGUCCAAACCUUAUUUCUCUAGAUCAUAUUGCGGACAACACGACAAAAGUUUCAAGAUAGUCGAAGCGGUGAAUGAAUCCAACUUGCAAUUGGAUUUCCACAGCGACGGUCUCGAGGAAUCGCAAGGAUUUGAAGUAAUCAUACGCCGAAAGUCAAAGUGCAAUCGAAACUACACGGAGCCGAGUCAGGUGAUUGUUACCGGCAAUCAUACCAACUGCACGGAUUAUAUCCGAGUUCCAAGAGGUUACAGCAUAACGCUGUACGUGAUGAUUGUGCUGUUCGAUAGUUUCGAUAAUAAUUAUUUUAGGGUAAUAGAUGUACAGUCGAACAGGACCAUAUACACCAAUUCGGACAUUCAAUGGGAAACGAAAGCUUUGAUUACAUCUACCAACGAGCUGCGUCUCGAAAGCCGUCGAGUAUCGUCCCUCAAGUUCUUCUACUUUUCCACCAGCAACCAGUUUCCUGGUGGAUGUGGUGGUGAUCUAGCCGUUGGUGGGUCGGUGGGCAGCUAUCUGGAGAAUCCCUCCUACGAAGGACGCAACAGCUCACUGUGCACUUGGAAAAUAUCCGUACCAGCCGGCGGAAGCCUGCGAUUUAGCUUCGCAGAAUUCAACAUGGGCUCGGAGAGCAAUUGUGAUCUGGACAAUGUGCGAUUUUAUGACAGCGUUGUUGACGACCAAAGACUUGUGAAAAAAAUAUGUGGAUCAAGGAUUUCUGAUAUGUUUACCAUACCCAAAAAUAACGUUAUUAUAGUUGCUAAAAAAUCUCAAAACUUUGAUGGAUUAGGAUUUAGGAUGUAUAUAAAAGAAAUUGGCUAAAGUCUUUCAGAUUUAGUUCAGGAAAUGUUUCGUUUCAUGAUCACGGAUAAUAAACAGGUUAUAAGUAAUUCAUUAUACUACAUUUUAAUUACUCAUGUAUUUCGAUGCUCUUGUGAAUAAAAAUCUAUUCAUGUGAAUAUAUGCAAA
Molecule: messenger RNA, 11050 nt
Organism: Drosophila sechellia
Lineage: Eukaryota; Metazoa; Arthropoda; Insecta; Diptera; Drosophilidae
Gene: Cubn2
Product: Cubilin 2
Exons: 17
Coding region: 59-10903 (3614 amino acids)
Molecular function (GO): calcium ion binding
Source: RefSeq, a predicted model, not a curated record